This is a messenger RNA of Elgaria multicarinata webbii, 6071 nucleotides long. It is a transcript of the gene MYSM1, whose product is annotated as Myb like, SWIRM and MPN domains 1. The record is from RefSeq and is a predicted model, not a curated record. The transcript is spliced from 20 exons. Gene Ontology annotation, molecular function: protein binding; metallopeptidase activity. Lineage: Eukaryota; Metazoa; Chordata; Lepidosauria; Squamata; Anguidae. Bases 10 to 2487 code for a protein of 825 amino acids.
GGUGCCAGUAUGGAGGCUGUGGAGGAGUUUGAUGUCGAUGUCGAGGGGGACGCGACGGCGGGGGCUGUUGGAGACGCGGAGCCGGGAAGCUAUGAUAAUCCGUCAUCCAGUUUACUCCAAGAUCACUACCUUGACUCAACUUGGAGAACUGAUAUGGGUCUUCCAUGGAGUCUUGAUAGCACAAUUAGUGAAGAAAACAAGGCUGCCAUUGAGAAGAUGUUGUUGGAAGAAGAAUACUAUCUGUCUAGCAAGUCACUUCCAGAAAAAAUUUGGCAUGAGCUGAAGGAAAGUGAUAAAAAGUGCUCAAAAAGUCUACACAAGAAAGAAGCAAAAGUCACGUUACGUUCCCCUACAAAACCAAAUAGCGGAUCACUAAAGUGGACAGUGGAAGAAAAAGAGCUAUUUGAGCAAGGACUGGCCAAAUUUGGCAGAAGAUGGACAAAAAUUGCCAUGAUGAUCGGAAGUCGCAAUGUUCUUCAAGUAAAGAGCUAUGCCAGACAGUACUUUAAGAACAAGGCAAAAUCUGAUGGCUCAGAGAAAUUGGAACAAGGACAGUUGGACAACAUUCCUAUUCCCGCUAGCAAUGAGGAUAAUGAAGCGAAGGUGGUGUCAUGGACAUCUACCCACUUAAGAGGUCGGGCAGACCCUAAUCUCAAUGCAGUCAAAAUUGAAAAAUUAUCAGACGAUGAGGAAGUAGAUAUUACAGAUGAAAUGGAUGAACUGCUUUCUUGCGCAUCUCAGCAAGAACCUGGAAAGUCUGAAGUAUUGGAUAUUCCAAAGAGUCCAUUAGGACCCAGCAGUUGGACAGAACCCAUUUUGGAGUCUGCUGAACCCAAGUCUACAGUUCUCUUAACUAAAAGUUAUGUUUCAAGCCCAAAGCAAAGCACAGUUGAGAGUCCAGAAACUGCAACACCAUGCUCUGAGGAUAGUGGACACAGACCUAUGAAAUCAGAAAAUCAGAAGUGCGACAGAACAGGAACUUCUGAUGGUACCGACUGGUUUUCUAGUCCAGAGCUUUGUGGGGAACAGAGAGACUUCACUGAUAACAGCAUUCUUUUCCAUCAUUCUGAGCACUUGGAAGAGGAGAAUCAGAUGGAUGUAGAGGAGCUUAAGCCGCCUGAUCAAGAAGUGAAAAUAGAUAGAAAUACCAUAUUAGAAGAAGAAAAGCAAGCGAUACCAGAGUUUUUUGUGGGGCGUCAGGCCAAAACACCUGAGCGCUAUCUGAAAAUUAGAAACUACAUUUUGGAACAGUGGGAAAGAAUAAAACCAAAAUACCUGAACAAAACUUCGGUACGCCCAGGGCUGAAGAACUGUGGUGAUGUCAACUGCAUAGGGCGGAUACACACAUACCUGGAAUUGAUAGGAGCAAUUAACUUUGGCUGCGAGCAGGCUGUAUAUAAUAGACCUCAGACAACUGACAAGAUACGGCCCAGAGAAGGCAAGGACACUAUAGAUGCAUAUCACCUUGUGCAACGGCUGCAGUCUAUGCGUACAAGGAGACGGCGUGUCAGAGAUCCGUGGGGAAACUGGUGUGAUGCCAGAGAUUUGGAAGGACAGACUUUUGAGCACCUCUCUGCUGAGGAGCUAGCGAAGAGGAGAGAAGAGGAGAAGCAUAAACCACCAAAAGCAUCUAAAGGACAAAGGCACACAAAAAGUUCAUUUGAUCCCUUUCAGCUGAUUCCUUGCUGUUCCUUCACAGAAGAAAACCCAGAGCCAUUCCAAGUAACAGUAGGUGCAGAGGCACUUCUGAUCAUGGAUUUGCAUGCUCAUGUUUCAAUGGCUGAAGUAAUAGGCCUGCUAGGUGGAAGAUACUCUGAAACGGAUGGUAUAGUUGAAGUUUGUGCAGCAGAACCCUGCAAUAGCCUCAGCACAGGAUUGCAGUGUGAAAUGGACCCUGUAUCUCAAACUCAGGCAUCAGAGACACUUGCUGCUAGAGGUUACAGUAUUAUUGGGUGGUAUCAUUCUCACCCUGCCUUUGAUCCUAAUCCUUCAAUACGAGAUAUUGAUACCCAGGCAAAAUACCAGAGCUAUUUCUCCAGAGGUGGGUCAAUGUUUGUUGGAGUGAUCAUAAGUCCUUAUAAUCGAAAUAACCCUCUUCCAUAUUCCCAGACUACUUGUCUGGUAAUCAGUGAUGAGACUAGUUCUGAUGGAUCCUACCGUCUGCCAUACAAAUUUGAAGUGCAACAGAUGUUGGAAGAACCUCAGUGGGAAUUAGUAUUGGAAAAAACACGGUGGAUAAUUGAAAAAUACAGGAUGUCUCAUAGCUGUGUGCCCAUGGAUAAAAUCUUCCAUAGAGAUUCAGAUCUGACCUGUCUGCAGAAGCUAAUGGAGUGUAUGAGGAAGACUCUGGACAACGUGGCAAAUAGUUUCAUUGUUGAAGAAUUCCUGGCACAGCUAGAAAACCUAUUCCUGUCAACCUACAAUAAUGAGGAGUGGAAUGAUACCAUGGAAGAAAAUAGCAUGUGUUCAAAUGACCUGCCAACAUGAUGGUUUUGAAAAGAGUAAUUGCUCACUUUAUAAUAAAGUGUCCGUGCUUGACAGUGACAGCAACCAGUGUGGCUCAAGAAAAUGACUGCUACUGAAAAACAAUAUGAAACAAUCAUGACAAACUAUCCGAACUCAAGCAUAACAUCUAAUCUUUUAAAAUUAUGGUUGCGUUGCAGAGAAAUGAAGGAACCAUUUGGCAGCCACCACUUGUACAAUACUGUUGCACCAUAUUGGUUGCCCCGAAUAACUGAAGUGAUAAUGUUCUACUUGGACCAAGAGAUAUUAGCAAAUUGAUGUUCAAAUAAUUACAUUGCGUAUGUUGUCAUUUAAGAAACACCACUAUAUAGUAUGUCACAGUGUCUCAUCUAAACUAUCUGGGUAUUGGCAAACACAUUUGUCCAAUUGAUAAAUUGAAAUGUGUUGUAUAUUGCUGAGAGCCGGAAGGAAGGGGAAAUCGUUUUGAAGAUGACAGUGCCAGGAUUCCUCAUGGAGACUCUCAGCUUUGAGCUUCUCAUUUGUUGACACACGCUCAGCCUGUUCAAGAGUCCGACUGCUCAGGAUGGAAGAGCUGAAUGACAAAAACAAGAUUGGCCUAAUGAAUCCUGUAGGAUCGGUCAUUCUUGUUCAGUCGUCAAGAACUGGGGAAAGAACGCUGAGACUUGCCAAAGAUUAUACAACCAGGCUUUCCCACCUUGGUGUCCUCUAGGUGUGUUGGACUAUAACACCUGCCAUCCUCUUGUCAUCCCCGUGUGUGGAAGGCACCAGAGUGAGGAGAGCUGUUAUAGAGACCAACGGCGCAAUCCUAUGCAUGUUUAAACAGAAAAUAAAUAAAUCCUACACUUCCCAACAUUCCUUCCUGCCUGGAGAGUGCUGGCAGUUGUAGGACUUCUUUCUGUCUAAACAUGCAUUGCAUUGUGCCUAAAGGAUAUUAUAAAGACUAAGAAUAGUCUGUAGAAGUUUGUGGACUAAUGUGUAGCAUAGAGAUGUGGAGGCUUGUAAAAAUUGGGGGCAAAUGAAAAAAACAAAUCGCGUACUUUUCUUUUUCUUUUUUUCAGGGACUUUUGGAAAAUUUGGGGGUGGGUGGGAAUGGAACAAAACAGCCUUUUUAAAAACCAAAACAAAAAAUCCUCAGACUUGCCACCACUACUACCCCAUCAGGUAGUUUGUUUGUUUUUAAAGAGAUUUUAAGAGACCAGGGAAAGAAAUGGAAAAUGUGAAUAAAAGACUGGUUUUUUUCCCCCAAGGAACUUUGAUUUCUUUCUGAAAAAAUGAGCCAAUUUGGAUUAUGGAAUAUUUUAUUUUUGACAGAUGGAUAAAAUGUUUUAAGACAAUUUGUUUAUGUAGUGCUACCUGGCCUUUACUUCCCCAAAAUGAUUUCUAGAAACUACUUAAUAGGAAGACUUUUAUGUAAGAGUAGAUAUGUAAAAUUUCUGGAAAUCCAGAAGCCAUGGAGGGAGAUGUACCUCUCUGCAAGAUUCCAGCAUAGUUAUUUCUUCCAUUUUCCCAAUAGGUCUCUAGAGUCCCCAUAUCAUAAUUAUCUGCAGAAAAUGUACAUUUUUGACAGUUUGGGUUUUGUUUCUUCUGGUCAGAUGCUGCAGCACUUAACAGGGCUGUUUGCAUGACACAACAGUUUACCAUGGUUUAUUUAAUCCACAAUGAGUUUCAGUGACAGUGGCCGCCAGAUUGCCGGUGUAACCCCCUGUCGUGUUGUGCAAACUUGGUGAGUGUAGGUUAUGUGAUGGUUAAACAACCAUCAUAUAAUCCAUGGUCUGUUUUCGGGUUAUACGAGAGUUGUUUAAAUAACUCAUGAGAACUUGCAGCAUGUCUUCUGAACCUGGUCAUUAAAUGUAGUUCUAAAACACAUUUGAGGCAAACAACGUGGGUUGUUCCCCACUGCCACCACAUGUGAUAGAACAAUGUGUAGGACAUCCCCCUAUGUUUCUUUAAAAACAACAACCCAAAACUCUUUGAGGCUUGGGUCUUUAAUGAAGUUCUGAAUUAUACCGCGCUGUUAGAAAUACCACCUUUAAUCACUAACACCAAAAUAAACCCUCUGUAUCUAAAAGAAACUAUAUUCUGGUUUCCAUGGUGUACGCGUGGUCAUUGACACCACCACUAGAGACAGCUGCUCAAAAUGACAAAAUUCAAGAUGUUUAUUAAAGAGAAUAAUUCACAAAAAGCAGGGGGAACAUCUUAUAUUUCGUUUAGACAUUUCUUAAAGGUCUUUAAAUUAAAUAUGCUUGGUUAUCAUUUCUAAUAAAUUAGAUAAACUUCCCAGCUAAAUAAGCUGUCAGUGGCCCAGAUCACAUGCCACAAUAACACAGUUAAAAAAAAAUCCGGAUUUUUGUGAAUAAGGCAUUGUGCUGGUGAACACUGCCCACUUGAUCCCUCUGCAACUGGGAGCAACUGAACAAUCCAGGGACAUUGGUUGUUUAGCUGCUUCUGCCUGCAGCAGGAGUGAUCGGGUUGCAUGUAGCAGCACACUGCUUCAUCCACAAUAACCCAGAACUUUUAAAAAUUCUGGGUUAUUGCAAUGUGUGAACUGGGUCAAUGGCUUUUCUUUUCACCAGAUUUCCUUAAACUCUAUCCCAAUCAAUUCCUCACAAACAGGAGUAGAUACUGUGAUUCACAAACUACUUCCUUAGUGAGAUAUUAAAAAGGAACCAAAAAUGUAUUAUGUAUUUCUUGGCUUGUUCAUAAAGUUAUCACAUUUGGUAUAUUUAAGGCAAUUGCAAAUUUACUGUGUUUACUUUGGAUUUUAAUGAUAAUUUUGUAAGCAAAACCAAGUUAUGCAUAAUAUAUUUUUGGUUCCAAUACUGACUAUAGGUCUGUGAAAAAGAAAAGAAGGUAUUGUAUAAUUAUUCAAUUUCUUCUAAAUUUGCAUUCCCCGCCCCCUUCAAAAUUUCUGAUUUUUUAAAACUUUUCCAGGCAUUCACAUCUCUGGUGUAGCAUGUUCCACUCUAGCCAAUUCAGUUCCAGUGUAGGACUAGGCUAGCACGACUGUCAUUUUGCCGGUAUGUAAGCUGUGCACCUAAUGUUUAACGUUGUAUUCAUAGGGGUAUGUAUAACAAGUCUUUUCUCAAUGGACUUCAUUUGACUCAUUCAUUUGCAUGUAAGGGCCCUAAAGUCAUAGUGCAGUAGGUAUGGUUGCAUUAAUUUUGAAAUAUGACCUAUACAUUAGUUGCUACACAGUUAUCCCCAUCAAAUUACAUGUGCUAUAACACAUCAUUUGUCCCAGCAAGAUUCUAGCAUAGCGCAGGAUUAUAUUGCUUUGUGGGGUGGGGGAAUCAAAGCGAUGGUGCGUGUUUGGGGGGAUUUAUCAUUAUUAUUUUGCAGCUUCAAAUUUUUAUUGAAUAAUGUUUACAUCUAUAUUGUAAAUGUGCGUGAAAAUGUUGUAAAUAUUGUGUAUUUGUACAGAUAAGAAUUACAAGACUACCUGACCCUCAUGUUAAAAAGCACAUUACAGAUAUAUUUGCCCAUGACAUGUUCUUAUCAGUAAUUGAAAGGGUUUGAUCACUAAAAUAACGGAAAGGACUCUUCUUGACAACAUUGGCUCUUCAAUAAACUGUGUGAUGAUGUUUAAA